UUUUCAGCUGAAAAUUUUAGUAGAGAUAGAUGUGACAGUUUACCAUCAAGAAAUCGCUCAUCUAGUGAAUGCAGCAACCAGAGUAUUCGAAUACUACCAAUAUUAUCAACGAACCGCACAAUGAACGUUCACACUACUAAUACUUCUCCUGUUACAUACUCAGCAAGUGAAGAAUCGGUUAGUGUUGAAGAGUCUGAAGAAAGCAUGGGAAUGCCCUAUUUGUUAAGUUCUAGAUCCCCGGAGGGUGUCAUUCCUGAAGAGUAUAUUGAUGAUGCUGUACAUUCUGAAAAACGCAUUGAAAAUAAUGAUAUGAACUCUGUGGCUGCUUUAUCUUUGGGUCCUGGAUGUAAAGUAAACAUGAACCUUAUAAAACAAAAUUGCUCAGCUAAGGUGACAGAUAUUAACAAAAUUAUAUGCGGCAAUAUAGAUGACCAAUUACUGUCCUCUUUUCGAGCCAAUUCCUAUGGGACCAAAUAUGGAAAUGAUUUAUCUAAGGAUGCUAUAGUUAAUCGAGUUAGAGCAUUUUCAGUAGGAUCCAAAAUCAAAAGUACUCGCAUAUGUUCAAAAACAAGUCCUAAAUUGUUUAAUAGUGAUAAUAUUAAACACGAUUUUGGAGAAAGUUCAACGAGAAAGUCGAUCAGUGUUCCUGUUCUUAUUAAUAGAAAUUUACAAGCAGUUGAUCAAAUGGGCGAUUUGAUGGAAAUUGACUUUUCAAAGUCAACUGCUAAAACUGUUAAACAAAAUUUGCAACAAAACAAAUUUGAGUGCCAAAACGCGUCAAAUAUGCUACCACGAAAUUUUAACAUUUCAAAUUCAACAGAAUAUAUUUAUAGAAGUUUAAAAAAUGUUGAUAAUGGAUACUUAGAAAUGAAGCCUAUUACAUUAACUUCGAAUAAUAAUCAAUUAAAUAAUGCAUGUAUAAAUACGCUAAAUCAAGAUAACAUUAAACAAAAAGAUUCAACUGAAACAAUAAUUGAUAUGAUGGAUGCUUCAAUUAAAAAAGUAACUAAUUAUCAGAACCUAGAUGAUAAAAGUGAUGGAAAAUCAUCAAUCUUGAUCAACGAUUCAACACUUUCUUUAAUGUGCAGUAAACUUUGUCCUGACAAAAAUUUUGAAGACAUCAAAUUACACCAUGCAGAUGCUCCUUGUACGAAGCAGGAUCUUUAUUAUGCCAGUUUAGAUCUACCAAAAUGUGGGAAUGAAGUAAAUACUCGAUAUGGAUUCAAGGAAAGCUUAAGCGACUCACACAUUGGGGAGAUUAAAAAUGAAUAUGCUAAGAUAAAUUUUGAUAAACCCGAAACAUCUUGUAACAUAAAAGAAGAAAACAAAUAAGUUUUUAAUAAAAAUAAGUAUAUCUUUAAAGAUAC
Molecule: messenger RNA, 1367 nt
Organism: Lucilia sericata (common green bottle fly)
Lineage: Eukaryota; Metazoa; Arthropoda; Insecta; Diptera; Calliphoridae
Product: insulin receptor substrate 1-like
Exons: 4
Coding region: 121-1332 (403 amino acids)
Source: RefSeq, a predicted model, not a curated record